This is a messenger RNA of Closterium sp. Naga37s-1, 3180 nucleotides long. Lineage: Eukaryota; Viridiplantae; Streptophyta; Zygnematophyceae; Desmidiales; Closteriaceae. The record is from the annotation of a GenBank genome assembly.
AUGUUUUUCGUCUUCUUUUUAUAUUAUUCUUCCUUACUUCCGUCGACCUCACGUCUCCGUUUCCUUCCCUUUCGUUCCCGCCUCCGCUCCGAAUAUCCGCUCUCCUCGCCGCGUCCUCAUUCCCGACGCGCGACAGAGCUAGACCCGCUGCACGUUAUACACGUGCCGGACAGCGCGUGGUUCCAGGAGCAGGCGGUGCUGCGCGUGUCGUUGGGCACGAGCCUCUUCUUCGUGCUGCUCGCGCUGCUGCUCGUCAACGUGCGCAAGGAGUCCGACUACCGCGACGCGUGGCACCACGGCGGCUGGUUCGUGAAGCUCAUUGCGUGGCUGCUGCUGCUCGUCGUCGCCUUCCUCGUGCCGGACUCCGCCGUCUCCUUCUAUGGCUACGUGAGUCGCGGCGGGUCGUUCAUCUUUCUGUUCGUGCAGGCGCUGAUUCUCCUGGACUUCGUCUUCGCGUGGAACGACGACUGGGCGUCGCGCGACGAGCACCGAUGGUACAUGGCGAUGCUGGUAGUGUCCAUCGGUGCGUACGUGGUGUGUCUGGCGCUGCUGAUCGUGCUGGCCGUGUGGUUCGUGCCCAACAGCGACACGUGCCAGACCAACCAGCUCAUCCUCUUCUUCUCCGGCUUCCUCAUCGUUGGCCUCACCGCCGUCUCCCUGCACAACAAGGUGAACGGCAGUCUGCUACCGGCGUCCAUCAUCUCGGUCUACAGCGUGUACGUGGCAGCCACAGCGCUCUGCUCCGAGCCGCGUGACUACGAGUGCAACGGCCUCGCGCCGCACCUCAACUCCCUCUCCUCCACACGCCUCGCCCUCUCCAUGCUCGGCGCACUGCUCUCUGUUGCCUACUCUGCGCUCCGGGCUGGCUCCUCCACUGCACUGCUCUCACCCCCGGAUGAUGACCAGGAGCUGGAGCAUCCGCUGCUCCCCACGACUGUCGACCCCAACUCAUCAAAGCCCGACAGCGCCACCACUGCCUCCCCAAGCGACGCAGCAACAAGCGAGCCAGCGGCGUACAACUACUCCUUCUUCCACCUCAUCUUUGCACUCGCUGCCGCCUACUCCGCCAUGCUGCUCACGGGGUGGGGCGUGGGGUCGUCAGCGCAGGUAGCGGGUGGGGGCGAGGCGGAGUAUCUGAUUGAUGUGGGGUGGGGGUCUGUGUCUGUGAAGCUGCUGCAGCAGUGGGGCACGGCGCUGCUCUACGUCUGGGCGCUUGUGGCGCCGCUGCUCUUCCCCGACCCGUCCCCGUUUUCCCCCAUGCGCGCCCGCCCCCUCCUUCACGCGAUCACUCCCUGCAGCGUCGCCCGUGGUCCCCAACCCCGUCACUAUCUCUCCCCUUUCCCCACGCUAGCACUCCCCUAUACUGUCGAGUUCACUCCCCCUUACCUCCCCAUUACUCCCCUUCCACGUCGAGCUCACUCCCUUUCCAAGGGCUAUCAAACUAGUCGCACUUUCCCUCCUUCACUCUCCACUUUCGUGCCGCCCCCCCUCUCCAAGCCCCACCUACCCUUCCCCUUCGCAAGCACCUCCCCUGCACCUUCGCUAUCUCUUCCUUCCCCCCUCGAUACCUCACUCGAAAACCUUCCGCUAGCCAUCUCCUUCCCCACUGCUAUCGCUCCCUCCCCGUCCCUCUCACUCCCCUUCCCCCACGUGACCAUUCCCCUCCCCUCGAUUACCAUGCUCGUGCUCCCCCCAUGCGCUCCCUCCACUUCCCCCGUCACUGUUUCCCCCGUCCCUGCAUCCCCCCCUCCCCUUCCCUGCUCCCUCCCAUCCCCUUCCCUGCUUCCCCCCAUCCCCUUCCCUGCUUCCCCCCGUCCCGUGCCCUGCUUCCCCCCAUUCCCACAAUGGCUUCCCCCCAACCCCCUCCCUGCGUCCCCCAUCCUCUUCAUUCUUUCCCCUUAUCCCAAGCCCUGCUUCCCCCCAUCCGGUUUUCUGCUUCCCCCCCUCCCCUUCCCUGCUUCCCCAUGUCCCCUUCCCUGCUUCCCCCACUCCCCUUCCCCGCUUCCCCCCCUCCCCUUCCCCGCUUCCCCCCCUCCCCUUCCCCGCUUCCCCACAUCCCCUUCCCUGCUAACCCCCUCCCCGUCCCUGCUUCCCCCCCUCCCCUACCCCGCUUCCCCCCAUCCCCUUCCCUGCUUCCCCCCCUACCCUGCCCUGCUACCCCCCCUCCCCUUCCCUGCUUCCCCCCAUCCCGUGCCCUGCUUCCCCCAUCCCCUUCCCCGCUUCCCCCCAACCCCCUCCCUGCAUCCCCCAUCCUCUUCAUUCUUUCCCCGCAUCCCAAGCCAUGCUUCCCCCCAUCCGGUUUUCUGCUUCCGCCCUCCCCUUCCGUGCUUCCCCAUGUCCCCUUAUCCCAAGCCCUGCUUCCCACCAAUUCAAUCCCACAGCUACAUGACAUCAAUGCCCUUUUCCCUGCUAUAUCCCUCCACCACUCCAAUCCGCAGGUGUGCGUUGCCCCUCAGCCCCACACCAUGGCAGCAGUGCACGUCCCAAAAUACAUCGCACACUCCGGCGCCGUCUCACUCCCAGCAGCCCCACCAUGAGCAAGUGUCGUUUGAACACGAGCCAGCCCUCACCACCGAGCAUCCGACGAACCCAAUGCAUUCAUCGCAUACCCCAACCAACUCGAAAAAUGGGGAGGGGAGGCAUGGGGAGAAGAGGGAUGGUAAGAUGGGGGAUGGGGACAUGAGGGACGGGGAGAAGAGGGAUGGGGAGAUGUGGGAUGGGGAGAUGAGGGAUCGGGGGAUGAGGGAUGGGGAGAUGAGGGAUGGGGGGACGAGGCAUGGGGAGAUGAGGGAUGGGGAGAUGAGGGAUGGGGAGGUGAGGCAUGGGGAGGUGAGGGAUGGGGCGGAGAGGGAUUGGGAGGUGAGGGAUAAGGAGAGGAGGGAUGGGGAGGUGAGGCGUGGGGAGGUGAGGGAUGGGGAGGUGAGGGAUGGUAAGGUGAGGGAUGGGGAUGCGAGGCAUGGGGAGAUGAGGGAUGGGGAGAUGAGGGAUGGGGAGAUGAGGGAUGGGGAGAUGAGGAAUGGGGGGACGAGGCAUGGGGAGGUGAGGGAUGGGGAGAUGAGGGAUGGGGAGAUAAGGCAUGGGGAGAUGAGGGAUGGGGAGAAGAGGGACGGGGAGGUGAAGGAUGGGGAUAAGAGGGAUGAGGAGGAGAGGGAUGGGUGUACACGACGGAAGGGGAGUUAG